AUGGUGGCGGUAUCCUCCUCUCGGGGCAAGCCUCCGAAAGUACGGAAAGGGGGCACUGAAACAACAAAGGCCCAUCGCUUCGAGCCGUUCUCCCAGCGCAUCGGGAAGCUGAAGAUCGAUCCGAUCCAUCGUGUACGGCGGAACGACGUGAGCGACGAAAAUGGCGACGAUUCUUUCUCCCACUUCCGGGCUUCACUGGAGCACUGGACGGAGCUCAAUCUUUCUGAAAACUUUACGGAAUUCUCUCAGCGCGCCAGCCGCCUUUGUGAAAGCCUCCCGCAAGUUCUGUACCAUCAGGAUGCGAUCAUGGAUUUAUUGGUCGAAUACAUAGGGAGGAAAGAUGAGCUGAGCAUGGAGCCUCUACUGAGCCUCAUGGCGCAAUUUGCGAGGGAUUUGGGCUCGAGGUUCGAAAAGCAUUUUGCGACGGCAGUUCAACUGGUCGCUUCGGUGGCUGCUACCCAUCCAAGCGUCGAGGUGAUAGAAUGGAGCUUCACCUGUCUGGCGUGGAUUUUCAAGUUCCUAUCUCGCCUGCUCGUCCCAGAUCUACGGCAGUUACUGGAGAUAAUGUCUCCGUACCUAGGAAAACAGCCCCAGAAGCAUUUCGUCGCAAGAUUCGCGGCAGAGUCCAUGUCCUUUCUCAUCCGAAAGGCGGCUCUGGUAUACUACAAAAACAAAGCUCCGCUCGAACGUGCCGUUGCAUAUCUUCUGGACGACCUCAGCAAAACCGAAGGGACGCGUCAAAUUGAAAUGUAUCAAGACGGGCUUAUGAAUAUGUUUGCGGAUGCAAUCAAAGGCGUCAAAGGCGGAAUACAUUCAAAUGGCGCGGAUAUCUUGCGGUGUCUAAUAUGCUCUGCUGCUGUGGACGAUGAAGCACGAAACGCUGUUGCGGAAGCUGUCCUCGGUGGUAUUUUGAUCAAUCUAGUUCACCACAGCACGCCUGAUUCGUUUUCACCAGUCCUCGAUACCAUCUGCGAGCAUAUCGAGGCGUCGAAAGUCACCGUGGCGCAUUUCAAAGUCAAUACCCGCUUGAUAUUCCUCAGCGUAGUAACACGCAAAGGGUCUAGAGUACAAAACUGGAAGCCUAUUCUUAAAGCCUUACUUUGUUUGCUGAAACAAGCGGCCGAAAGCUCGCGGUACAGCCCCUCCGCUGUCGAUCAAUUGCUGGGAGCUACUGCUGUGGCUAUACAGACUUCCCCAAUGGAUGAACUGCUCCCAUACAUGCGACAAUUAAUGGAAAUCACCAUUCACGAACCACUAUCACAACACUUUUUGCCUUUCUGCGUGUUUCUUUCAAAUUUUGGCUCUGACCGAUUUCACUCUGUCGUUUUGCCAUAUUUUCAACGAUUUAUACUCUCGCUCUGGCAGGAUUAUGAAGCAGGUCUUUGCCUUGCCCUACCUCGGCUUCAUGGUUUGGACUGCGUAACCUCGCAGUCCAGUAGACCUGGUUACGUGACUUGCCCAAGUGGUUGGAAGGACAUUGUGGCUGGACGAUUCUCUAUCCAAGACCCGACAAUAGACGACAUUGCUUUUCUAAACGCCUACACCGUGCUGCAAGACACACUGUCUUUCUCUAAUCCUCCCCCCUCUAUUGUUCCUCAUAUACUGGAGAGCCUUCACCACUUGGUGCAGUCGGCAGCAAAUCCAAGCCCGAGUCACCCAGUGGAUUUGGACGCAUUCGCUUGCGGCCAGGGAUUCUUCGCAUAUGUUCAAUUGGCAGUGCAGCAAAAAGAGCUUGACAGCAAUGUGUGGGAUCUAGUCAGCUCGAGGGGUGCUGAAUUCGCCAAUGUUCCGGUGUUUCUGGAAGCCACGUUAGAAUUCAUGACUGCUUCUCCACAACCGCCUCAAUUCUCCGAACAGAAAAUCGAGCCUUUUGCAGAUGCCCUUCUUUCUAUACUCUCAGGUCCAUCGCAUGAGCUCAGAUUAUCAGCUCUAAAAAUCCUCCAAGGUAUUUUCCGUUGGCUCGACAUUGAACACCGUUGUAUUUCGAUCGCCAUUGAGAUCGAGGACAGCGAAUUGACGCUGCAAACUGCACGAGAGCUUUCCAUGCAAGUCCGUCGCCUUGCUAGCCUUUAUGCCGAAACGUCCAAAGUCAAAUGGUUGGAUAGACUAAUCCCCAACUUUUGCUUCGGCUUAUUGUCAAAGAAGCUGGCCUCGUUAUGGGAUGACUCCUGUCAGGCAAUCAAAGUCGUAUGCGAGAAUGCUAAUGGGGAGCGCAUCGUUACGGAGCUUGCCGUGGGUUGGCUUCAGAGCGGUAGUGCUUACGGCUCCGACGAAACCGGCGACGCAGCUCCAGCUGAAGAUAGGCACAUUGUUACGUCCGAAUUUCAAUGUUUUAAUGUCUUGAAUGUUGAGAAGUCUCUUUUAUCGUCCGUUGAAGAUACCAGAAACUCGGGGCUUCGGCUAGUCGACGAGUUUAAAAAGAUGCAUAAACCUGUGACUCCGGCUCCGGUACAUGCGCGGUCUCAGGCCUUGCGUGUAUUGACCGCCGUGCCACAAGUGGCGGAGAAAAAAUCACGGCAACUAGUUCCUCUCUUCUUGUCCUGGGCUUCUAGAGAUGACGAGCUUCCGAAUGCCGUUGAUGUCGAGUCGUCCGCGACGUCAACCGGAGAUAGAACAAAAGCGCGUUGGGAUCUACGCGAUAAGAAAGCGACACUGGCUCUAUUCGGGCAAUUUACGAAUCCCAAAGUUUUGUACAAGGCAUCUGAGGUACAUGAAGCUCUUACAGUUCUCCUGUGCAACGGCGACUCCGAAAUCCAGAAGCUUGCAAUCAAGGCUAUUUUUGCCUGGAAAAUGCCUGCAAUCCAGCCCUAUGAGCAGAAUUUGUUGAACCUCAUCGAUGAUGCACGAUUCAGGGACGAGCUAGCUGUUUUCGUUCAGACUGGCAAGGACAAUAAUAUCAUUGAAGAUGAACACCGCGAAGGGCUAUUUCCUUAUCUUCUCCGUCUCCUGUACGGUAAAAUGGUUGCGCGUGCCGGCUUACGAGGUUCUCAAGGAGGUGGCCAGGAAGGCCGCCGAAAGGCAAUUCUCAGAACUAUCUCGCUUCUUUCGGAAGGGGAGCUAGAGCGAUUUAUUCUGAUAGCGUUCGGUGCACUAGCCGAUAUCAACGUUCUUGCGCAGAUGUCCGAGCAUUUAGACUUGCUUUCUCAGGAGGUUAUCGGACUCAGAAGGCAAUAUGGUCUGUUAAAGAUGAUUGAAACGAUGUACUCGACUCUGAAGCGCAGAAUGCAUCCAUAUGUGGAGCGCACCAUGAAUGUCAUCCUCUAUUGCGUCAUUCGAGCGUGCAGGCAACUACGUGUCAGCGACGAAACAAGUGAGGAAGAAGCUAAUCAGGAUACCCAAACGUCCCUGUUCCGUAAUGUUCGGCAAAUGGGCAUUCGUUGCCUUGACCUUGUGUUUUCAGUUGCGCCUGAUGUCAACUGGGCGCCGUACAUGCCAAUAUUGUUUGCGGAGGUCAUCGAUCCGAGGUUACAGAACUUUGCCGUGGAAACUGCUCAGAGCAUUUCUGGACUUCUUCGAUUGUUUGGAACCUGGUCAUCAUAUCCCAAGUCCGCCCUUUACCUUGGCCGCAGUGAGGUUGUUCCUCAUGUCGUCGAUAUCUUAGGCGUCGAGUCUGCUCGUGGUGAAGUGAAGCUUUUUGUUUUGGACCAAUUCCUUAACGAGCUCGUCAAGACUGCUACUGAGCCGGAAAAAGACAAGGAUGGCGACACAGAUAUUGAAGCAAUGAAUCUAGUUCGGUCCAAAAUAUUAGCUCCUCACAUAGAGCAUAUGUUGUUGUUGAUCGAUUCCCUACUCAGAAAACAGUCCUCUCGCCAGCUCACGAUGUCUGGAGUGGAGACACUAUCAAAAUUGGCGCAAUUCGUAGAGUCGUCCGCUAAAACCUCAAAGCUGAUAAACACAACUAUAUACCUCCUGCAACAGCCCCCGGACAGAGUUCCUCCCAAAACAAAAGGGGGGCUACUUCGCGUCUUGCAGCAUUUCCUUCCCUUGUACAACCCACGGGAUAAUGGAGAACUUAGCCGACAAAUAUUCGAAGUCCUUUCAUCGAUGUUCGAUUAUUUCAAAGAUGAUCCAAACCGAGAAUUGCUUUCCACAGUCUUUACUCUGUUUUCUGCGCAUGAUUCGGAGCUGACUGAGGUCUCCAGGUUGGCUGCGGAUUUGAACUCCCUAUCCUCCAAAAGGCUUGACGAAGUGGAUUUUGACCGGCGCCUGGGUGCUUUUCAUACGAUCAAUGAACAAAUGUACUCUUCAUUUUCUGCGAGGCAAUGGCGCCCAUUACUGUAUAACUUCCUCUAUCACGUCAAAGAUGAUGAGGAGCUUGCGAUCCGUUCAAGUUCUUCCCUUGGGCUUCGACGUUUCAUUCAGUGUGCCACUGCCAAAGAGGAGUCAGAGGAUAUACAAUUCCGCGAGUUAGUUGAUACAGUGCUUCUACCCUCUUUGAAAAAUGGAGUAAAGCAAAAGGCGGAAACCGUUCGAGUUGAAUUUGUGACUGUGUUCGGGUAUUUCAUUCAGCUACACCCCUCACGUCCCGGAGUAAGCGACCUUCAUGACUUGCUCGCAGGUGGUGAUGAAGAAGCUUCCUUUUUCAACAAUAUACUUCAUAUUCAACAACACCGUCGUCAGCGUGCGCUUCGCCGUUUGGCAGCUGAGGUUUCAAAAGGAAAGAUCUCAGCAUCGAACAUCAGCACCAUUUUCUUCCCUCUCAUUGAACAUUAUGUUUUCAGUCAAGCAGAAGAUGAGAAUGCUCAUAACCUAGCAGCGGAAGCCAUCUUUACAAUUGGCGCGCUGGCUGGAGGAUUGGAAUGGAGCCAGUUCAGGGCGAUAUUCCGCAGAUUCAAAAGUUACCUCCAAGGAAAAUCAGGGAUGGAAAAGGCCGUUAUCCGCCUUCUUGGCCAACUAACCGACGCUCUUACGCGUGCUGCGGUUCCCAGUCCAGACAUGGUUCAGGAAUCAGCUGACGAAGCCGUGAAGGGUAGACUUAGCCAAUCCAUACCUAAUUCUGGCCAAGUCGCAUCGGAACUGAAAACCCAUUUUAUUCCGUUUUUGUCUGAAUUCAUCCAUCAUAAGGAAGAAUCUGAAGUUAGUUUGCGCUUGCCUGUGGCAGUCACGACUAUUAAGCUCUUAAAACUACUCCCGGAGGACGAGAGGGCUCUAUUACUCCCACCAGUGCUGUUGGAUAUAUCUAAUAUCCUUAAGAGCAAGUCUCAGGAUUCGCGAGACGUCGCCAGGAAAACCCUAGCUGACAUUGCGUUGAUACUUGGCCCCAGUUAUUUCGGAUAUGUCCUGAAGGAACUUCGAACCACACUCACCAAAGGAUACCAACUGCACGUUCUCUCUUUCACAGUUCAUUCCAUCCUGGUAACAACCAGUGAGGAAUUUAAACCGGGUGAUUUGGAUCAGGACCUACCGGUGCUUGCGUCUAUUGUUAUGGAUGAUAUCUUUGGCACUGUUGGCCAGGAAAAAGACGCAGAAGGAUACGUCAGCAAGAUGAAGGAAGUCAAAGCUAGCAAAAGCUUCGAUUCAAUGGAGCUUCUCGCGAAAAAUGCCUCUGUUGGUCACGUCUAUCAGCUUGUUCAGCCGAUCCAAAGGCUAUUGGAGGAGAGGCUUACUUCGGGCAUUGUCAAGAAGGUCGAUGACCUGCUCAGACGAAUUGCAAUCGGACUGCUUCGGAACCCUGGAGCCGAAAGUCGAGAUUUUUUGAUUUUUUGCUACCAGGUGAUCAAAGAAUCGUAUAAAACUCCAGACGCAUUACAGUCCGAUGCUAGAGCGAAACCCAAAGAUCGCUUUAUCAUUAAGAUGAUUGCGUUCAAUAAGAGCGGGACUGGAAGAAGCACUUCAUCCUAUCUUUACAAACUCGCACGUUUCGGCCUUGAUGCCCUUCGAUCCGUUUUGAACAAGUAUAACAGCCUCUUGACAGCAGAGAAUCUGGCCGGUUUUCUUCCUAUAAUUGGUGACGCUCUGGUGCAAGGUUACGAGGAGGUGAAAAUUGCCGCGAUCAGGUUACUUUCGACCAUCAUAAAGCUGCCUCUGGAGGAAAUCGAUCGGAAUUCCGAUGUAUACCUCGUUGAAGCCAUGAAACAGAUAAAAGAGGCCCCAAGUACGGAUACUGAAGGUGCACAAGCUGCUAUCAAGCUGAUUUCAUCCAUUUUGCGGGAACGUCAAAGCAUUAAGCUGAAAGAUUCACACCUUGCGUAUUUACUUAAACGCGUUUCUAGUGACAUUGAAGAACCCGAUCGACAAGGCAUCACUUUCAACUUCAUCCGUGCCGUUAUGGCAAGGAAGUUUCUUGUCCCUGAGAUGUACGAGCUGAUGGAUAAUAUCGCCGUCAUGAUGGUCACAAAUCAUACUAGGAAUGCGCGAGACCUUGCAAGGGGCGUGUAUGUCCACUUCUUGAUUGACUAUCCACAGACGAAGAAUCGCUGGUCGAAGCAGCUGGGAUAUCUAGCAAAGAAUUUGGAUUAUCGCCACAAAGAAGGUCGACAGUCAGUUCUAGAAGCUGUGCAUCUUCUUCUUACCAAAACAAAUGGAGAACUCGCUCAAGAUAUAGUGGGCACCUUCUUUGUUCCAAUUGUUAUGGUUAUGGCCAACGACGAAUCGCCCGAAUGCCGAGAGAUGGCAGGCAUCCUUUUGAAUAAUAUUUAUAGUCGAGCUGAAUCCGACCAACUGAGAUCUAUUCUUUCUUCUAUUCGAACAUGGCUGGAACGAACAGAAAACAUAUCUUUGGUUAUUACCGGCCUGCAGGCGAUGCGGAUAUUUUUCGAGUCUGAUGCAGCAGACAAGGAAAAUGAGGCGCAAUUCGUGAUAACCCUGCUUCCUCGCCUCAUGAAAAUAUCUCUCGACGAUCAAAGCAGUGCAGAGUGGGAAACUCUCUACUACUCUCUACAGCUGUUCAUCAAGCUCUCCAAACUUUUCCCGUCUUUAACAUUGAGCCCUACCUGCGCGUCUAUUUGGUCUAGAAUCCGCCAAAGCCUUUUCUUUCAUCAUAUUUGGAUUAAAUCUUGUGCUGCCAAUUUAAUUGGAACAUUGUUUGCCGAUGUUGCCAAAGCCAACGCAGUUAAUGGCUACGGCUCUCGACCGCUUACGGGUUCAUCCGGUUUUGGCUUAGACGACAACGCUAUGCUUGAAAUCACCCGCGGAUGCAUGUUUUGUCUCAAGACUCCGACCAUUACUGAGGAUUUAGCUACGCAAACCAUUCGCAACCUCGUGUUUCUUGGAAGAUGCUUCGCGCAAAACAAUCUCGAGCUUCCGAAUAAAAACGUAAAAGGGUUCGUUGACAUGGAGGACGAUAACAUUGAUUCGGAAAGCGACGUUGAUGAGGCCAUCGGCUCGCCAAAGCAACGUAAAAAGGCAAUUCAAUAUGUCUUUGAGCAAGCCGCCCGAAUUCUGCGGCGAGGACCCUUGACAACGAGAGCAGAAUCGCUAACAGCAAAAACGGCCUGCAUGAAACUCAUCGCAGCGCUCUGCAAUCAUCUUGAAACAGCACAGAUAUCCCCGUCUCUGCAAAGCGUGCUUCUACCUUUGCUUCACAUGACCGAUCCGUCUAUUCCCGCGCCACGAUCGAUGGAUGAAGGGUUCCCAGACUACCUAUAA
Uncinocarpus reesii 1704 is the source of this 7587-nucleotide messenger RNA. RefSeq lists its product as uncharacterized. Lineage: Eukaryota; Fungi; Ascomycota; Eurotiomycetes; Onygenales; Onygenaceae. The record is from RefSeq and is a predicted model, not a curated record. Gene Ontology annotation, cellular component: small-subunit processome; nucleolus; 90S preribosome. The coding region runs from base 1 to 7587 and encodes 2528 amino acids. The transcript has 2 exons.